Molecule: messenger RNA, 1641 nt
Organism: Gracilinanus agilis (Agile Gracile Mouse Opossum)
Lineage: Eukaryota; Metazoa; Chordata; Mammalia; Didelphimorphia; Didelphidae
Gene: IL33R
Product: interleukin 1 receptor like 1
Exons: 10
Coding region: 1-1641 (546 amino acids)
Biological process (GO): signal transduction
Molecular function (GO): interleukin-33 receptor activity; interleukin-33 binding; interleukin-1 receptor activity
Source: RefSeq, a predicted model, not a curated record
AUGGCCUUUUUGUUUUUCCUGGUUCUAUCAGCUCUCUUUAUGGAGUUCAAAUCAGCAAUUAGAAGUAAAAGCCAUAGAGCAAUGGAAAAUGAGGCUCUCAUUGUGUUGUGUCCGAGACGACCAAAAUCACCCGGGUCUCAAGUUUAUUGGACUCACUUUGAAUCUAAUAAAAACAUUACUACUAGUAAAAAAAAUCGGGUAUAUUCCUCAGGGGUCCAACUCAAAUUCCUACCAACUUCAGUGAAUGAUUCUGGAAUAUAUUAUUGCGCUAUAAAAAGCAGCCCUGAUAUUGUUGGAUCUGUGAAUGUUACAAUAUAUCCGAAACAGAAAGAUUGUACUUUCCCCAAAAAUGUGUUAUAUAUGCCAGAAGAAGGAACAAAAAUAGCAUCACAGAUUCAUUGUCCUACAUAUGAAUAUUAUAAUAAAACAUCACAUUUGGAAUGGUUUAAGGAUUGUAAAGCCCUUAAAGGACGAAAGUACUAUGUAAAGAAAGAUUAUCUGAUAAUUCAAAACUCAACUGCUGCUGAUACAGGCAAUUAUACCUGUAAAUUAAUUCACAGUGAAAAUGGAGUUAAUUAUACUGUGACUGCAACUAAGUCAUUGAUAUUUCAAGGUGAAAUUCGUUUCUCUAUGCUUCCAGAAAUCACUUCCCCAGUGAACCAAAGUGUAAUAGGAGUGGAACUUGGAACCAAUGUGAGUAUAGCAUGUAAAGCUUGUUUGGGAAGAGGCUCACAGAAUAUAGAUAUUGUCCAAUGGUGUAUUAAAGAGAAUAAGGGUGAUAUUCAAUGCAUCAAGGAUUCCCGAUUUCAUGAGGAAAAUGAAGCCAAAAAUCCUAGGGAUAUCUUUGAAUGUAAAACUGUCAAUUUAAGAAUAGCCAAUGUGAAGAAAGAAGAUCUCUCAUUGGAAUUUUAUUGUCUGGCCUUAAAUAAGCAUGGAUGGAAAAGUCACAGCAUAAGAAUCGGAAAUAAGAAAACAACUGAUCAACGAAGCACCUACUACUUGCUUGCAGGAUUUAGUACAUUGUUAUUCUUACUUAUUAUAUUAACAGUCCUAUUAAAAGUAUUCUGGAUUGAUUUUAUUCUGCUCUGGAGAGAUGUAGUUAGACCUUAUAAAUCCAGGGAUGAUGGGAAGAUAUAUGAUGCUUAUAUCAUCUAUCCCAGAAACUACAAAAAGAGGACUGAGAGUGUUAAUUCUUUGGAAUAUUUUGUUCACCAUAUUCUGCCUGAAGUUCUUGAAAAGAAAUGUGGAUAUACCUUGUGUAUCUAUGGAAGAGACCUACUUCCUGGAGAAGAUGCAGCCAGUGAAAUGGUAAAAUGCAUACAGAAAAGCAGAAGGCAAAUUAUCAUAUUGAACUCCCAGGUGGAGCAUGGUGAGGAAUUUGCCUAUGAGCAAGAAAUUGCUUUACACUGUGCCUUGAUGCAGAAUGAAUCCAAGGUGAUCCUUGUUGAAAUGGAGACAACAGGUGAAACCAGUGAACUGCAGGAUUCCCUCAAGCACAUUAUUAAACAGAGAGGUACCAUCAAGUGGACAGACAACCACAUCACCAAAAAGCAAUCAUUAAAUUCCUACUUCUGGAAAUGUGUACGGUACCAGAUGCCACUAAGAAGCAAAUCCUUAGAUCCACUUCACAGUGGCUUGUGA